CGGGUAUGUUGCUGGGGGGCGCUCUGUGAAUAGCGGUGUUGUGUUGUAACAUUAUUUUUGUGGUUUUGUUAGAUGCUGCGAUGGGGGGCAGGGACGCCUCUCCCUCCCUAGAUGGUAGCCGAAUGAUGCUAUGAUGGCGGCCGCGUUCAAUGGUCAUUUGGGCUCGUAGAAACGGUGUCAUGUCGACUGAUGUAGAACAUACCGACCGUGUACUCCGUAGAUGGUUCGUAUCGCACACCCUCGUGCGUGAGGCGUGCGGUUACUGUUCGGAGGGGAGGGGGCUAGGAGAUUGGGGCCCUUUUUGUUGGUGUUUGUGUUGGCUGCGCCUGGUGUUACGACGCUUUGGCCUGGUGGGUGGUGCCGGUUGUUGCUGUUGCCCGUUUGCCAUGUUGGUUUCGUCGAGUCGUCGUGUCAGGCUUGACCAUGAUGCGUACACUCGAGAGACGUGCUGCGUCGAUCGAAGUUGUUCUCUGAACGGGGUAUGUCGAUGAAAACAAUAAUUUGAUUCCAAUACCCGCACAAGCUUGCACUGAUGUGCUUGCGAACACUGUCCUCUUGUGUGUUCCGUUUGGUGUAACCUGGCGAUGAUGGUGCUUGAAGUUUAGCACACCUCCUGCAGAUAUACUAGCGCGUGAGGAGGAUUUGACAGACAACAGAUUGUCUUGGGUAUUUGGUCCAUGGGCUGUGCCCCGCCAUUCAUGAAAUGGCCUUUUUUGAAACAGCUUACUCGUAUCACGAAGGGAUGCCGCAUCUCCCCUCCUUUACUAUCUUGGAGGGCGAGCACAAAGAUGGAGCUGGUUAACCUUCUGCCAUACUUAUCACACACGACAUGUUGUGCGCGUUCAACGGCGCCGCCGUGGCCACCCCGGCGAAGUCGUCCUCGGCCAUGAAGAUGUCGUUCGAGUCGGAGAUCGGCGCGCAGCCCCCCCUCGGAUUCUGGGACCCGCUCGGCCUCCUCGAGGACGCGGACCAGGAGCGGUUCGAGCGCCUCCGGUACGUGGAGGUGAAGCACGGGCGCAUUGCUAUGCUCGCCAUCGCCGGUCACCUGACCCAGCAGAACACCCGCCUCCCCGGUAUGCUCUCGAACUCGGCGAACCUGUCGUUCGCGGACAUGCCGAACGGCGUGGCCGCUCUGUCGAAGAUCCCCCCGGCGGGCCUCGCCCAGAUCUUCGCGUUCAUCGGCUUCCUUGAGCUGGCUGUGAUGAAGAACGUGGAGGGCUCGUUCCCCGGAGACUUCACCCUGGGCGGCAACCCGUUCGGGUCCUCGUGGGACGCGAUGUCGGAGGAGACCCAGGCGUCGAAGCGCGCGAUCGAGCUGAACAACGGGCGCGCGGCACAGAUGGGCAUCCUGGCCCUGAUGGUGCACGAGGAGCUGAACAACAAGCCGUACGUUAUCAACGACCUCCUCGGCGCGGGGUACACCUUCAACUAGAUUACUAGUCCGUGCGUCCUUCCGACUUUUUGCACCGGGUAUGUUGCUGGGGACGCUCUGUGAAUAGCGGUGUUGUGUUGUAACAUUAUUUUUGUGGUUUUGUUAGAUGCUGCGAUGGGGGGCAGGGACGCCUCUCCCUCCCUAGAUGGUAGCCGAAUGAUGCUAUGAUGGCGGCCGCGUUCAAUGGUCAUUUGGGCUCGUAGAAACGGUGUCAUGUCGACUGAUGUAGAACAUACCGACCGUGUAAUCCGUAGAUGGUUCGUAUCGCACACCCUCGUGCGUGAGGCGUGCGGUUACUGUUCGGACGGGAGGGGUUAGGAGAUUGGGGCCCUUUUUGUUGGUGUUUGUGUCGGCUGCGCCUGGUGUUACGACGCUUUGGCCUGGUGGGUGGUGCCGGUUGUUGCUGUUGCCCGUUUGCCAUGUUGGUUUCGUCGAGUCGUCGUGUCAGGCUUGACCAUGAUGCGUACACUCGAGAGGCGUGCUGCAUCGAUCGUAGUUGUUCUCUGAACGGGGUAUGUCCAUGAAAACAAUAAUUUGAUUCCAAUACCCACACAAGCUUGCACUGAUGUGCUUGCGAACACUGUCCUCUUGUGUGUUCCGUUUGGUGUAACCUGGCGAUGAUGGUGCUUGAAGUUUAGCACACCUCCUGCAGAUAUACUAGCGCGUGAGGAGGAUUUGACAGACAACAGAUUGUCUUGGAUAUUUGGUCCAUGGGCUGUGCCCCGCCAUUCAUGAAAUGGCCUUUUUUGAAACAGCUUACUCGUA
Molecule: messenger RNA, 2197 nt
Organism: Ectocarpus siliculosus
Lineage: Eukaryota; Phaeophyceae; Ectocarpales; Ectocarpaceae
Source: the annotation of a GenBank genome assembly